AUGCCGACCAUUAACUGUCAAUUUCAUCCGACCAAGAGCCUUUUCACCACAGCUCUGAAUGGAAGCGAAAUGCAUUUCUCGUUCAAAGUCAUGGCCGGGGGUCAAGAUUCAGUCACGUGGCUGAUCCACUUCUUUGGUCCUCCAAGCUUGUUUCUGGCUAAAAAGAGCCGGCAGCGAAGUAAAACAACCAACCGUGAGACUUCAAGGAGACAUUCUGGUCAAAAAGAGAAAGGUAUAAAUAAGAUGGGCGGAUUCCAUGAGAAUGAGAGCGCCGAGUCGCAUCUGGCACAGGCAUUUCAAGACAUAGCUAAAGGCGAGCAGACAGCGCAAGCUAUUGAGAACCAUCUUACGCGCAUAGAGCAGGAGAUAGAUCGUCUCCUUGGAUCUGUUGAAACGGAAAAGGAAGACGGAGACGAACUAGCCAAAGAUGACGACAAGGAGAAGCAUGAGAAGAAGCAAGAAGAGAAUGGGUCUGACGAGCAACAGAAGGGGGAUAAACAAUGA
Trichophyton rubrum CBS 118892 is the source of this 504-nucleotide messenger RNA. RefSeq lists its product as uncharacterized. Bases 1 to 504 code for a protein of 167 amino acids. The transcript has 3 exons. The record is from RefSeq and is a predicted model, not a curated record. Lineage: Eukaryota; Fungi; Ascomycota; Eurotiomycetes; Onygenales; Arthrodermataceae.